Molecule: messenger RNA, 2907 nt
Organism: Jatropha curcas
Lineage: Eukaryota; Viridiplantae; Streptophyta; Magnoliopsida; Malpighiales; Euphorbiaceae
Gene: PPK1
Product: putative protein kinase 1
Biological process (GO): meiotic spindle assembly checkpoint signaling; protein localization to kinetochore; peptidyl-serine phosphorylation
Cellular component (GO): nucleus; kinetochore
Molecular function (GO): ATP binding; protein serine/threonine/tyrosine kinase activity; protein serine/threonine kinase activity
Source: RefSeq, a predicted model, not a curated record
UGCAAAUUGGCAAUUGCCAGUGACCAGUGACCAGUGAUGAUUGAUCAGUGAGUGUUGCUUCGUUCUCUUUCAAAUCUCUCUCCUUCUCCAUGGACUUAGCCAAAACCCUGAAAUUUGCUUGUCAUUUUUUUUUGUCUCUGUGACCUAUUAUUGAACCUCUCUCAUACGGAAAUGCCGUUAAGAUCCGGCCAUGGACGGGAAGGCUAACCUUCCGGUCCCAGCUGUUCCUCCGUCAAAGGAUCUCGUCCAUCCUAUCAACGCUGAUACGACGUCGUCCUCUUCAUCGUCUUUCUCUUCCUCCUCCCCGCCGGACUUUCUCCGGCAUGUUCAAGCCGCUUUCAAGCGCCACCGGCCCGUCGGUACCAUGCAGACAAAAAGACUAAUGCCAAAACGGAUGUUGGUUCCACAACGCGAAACAUCUGAACCUGCAGCUUCUUGUGUGGGUCCUAGGAUUGGUGUGAAGCAGUCUCAGGAUGUCAUUCUAUCAAGCCAGGGUCAUGCCACAAAAGAUUCAGUUAUGCAACUAAAGAAUUCAGUUGCUUUUGUUGGAGAAACUCAAGAAGAUGCAUCAAUUACCCCUCCUUCCACUUUAGGCACCAUCACAAAGACCUCAAAUGAAAAUUUCAAACCAUCUGAUGUGCAGAGAGAUCAAUCCAAGCAUGUUAUUGAUUGUAAAGAGAAUAAUCCAAUGCCCUUGUCACAUGUAGAAGCUCAUAAUCUUGAUGGCAAGAGAAAGGUCCAAUUUUCAAUGGAAAAUAAUGCCACUUCACAAGGGGCCGAUGAUCAAAUGGCCACUGGAUUGGACGACUUAUCUUCUUAUAUGGAUUCACUUGCAUUGACAGAAAUGGAAUGGGACGUCAGCAAUCAAGUAGAGGCAUUAACCGCGGUCAAUAAUGAAUUAAAGCGCCAGAAUUUUCACGACAUGGAAUCUGAGAUCAGUUUGAGGAGUGAUGGUGGAGUACCUUUGUUGCCAAAAAGUACCAUGGUUGUUCAGGACCAACUACAUCAAUUUAGGAACUUUUUAAGCCAACCUGCUGCCCAAUCUUCAGUUGUUGGACAAUCAUGUGCAACCACAACAUCUGUCCAUUCUACAUCAGCACCCAUGCUUAACUCAACAACCUAUUGCCAUCGUUCACAUGCAGAAACUGCUACUCAUGUGGCAAUUGAACCAUCGGGUGAUAUUAAUGUGAAUUCUCAGCAUAUGAGUCAAGGAACUAUGGAGCAGCUGUCUUAUCCUUCAUUAAAGGACAUGAGCAGGAUGCACAUUGACCAGAUAACCACUGCAGCUCAAGCUUCAACAUCUACUAUUGAUGUCCAAAUCAAAGAACAUCACCUGACAAGGGAGAAACAGGGAAGUUUGGCCAAGGAAACUGACACUGAAAAGAAUCCUUCUUAUGUUGGCGAUUACCCAACGAAAGAGAGGGCAUUUGCAGGUGAUGUUAAUGAUGUACAAUCUCUGGAUCCAUUGCCCAAAAAUGCAUCUUCAGAUAUGAAGUUGGAGACUUCUAGACCAGAAAGACAAGAAAAGGUUACAAGUAGUAAAGGUGCAUCAGUGCCUCGUAAAAAGAAUUAUGACCCUGACAUGUUCUUUAAAGUUAAUGGCAAGCUCUAUCAAAGGCUUGGUAAGAUAGGUAGUGGAGGAAGCAGUGAGGUUCACAAAGUCAUUUCCUCAGACUGUACAAUCUAUGCACUCAAGAAAAUCAAGCUCAAGGGCCGUGAUUAUGCAACUGCAUAUGGUUUUUGUCAGGAAAUCGAGUAUCUAAACAAAUUGAAGGGAAAAAACAACAUUAUACAGUUAAUAGACUAUGAGGUGACAGAUAAGAGUUUGCUCCGUGAAGUCAUGAAUGGUUCCAUGAGUAAUAAAGAUGGCAGGGUUAAGGAUGAUAGAUAUAUAUACAUGGUCCUUGAAUAUGGGGAAAUUGAUUUGGCUCACAUGCUGUCACAGAAAUGGAAGGAAAUAGAUGGCACUGAUCAGAGCAUAGAUGAGAAUUGGCUCAGAUUUUACUGGCAGCAAAUACUUCAAGCUGUCAACACUAUACAUGAGGAGCGCAUAGUGCACUCUGACUUGAAGCCAGCUAAUUUUCUUCUCGUCAAAGGUUCUCUAAAGUUGAUUGAUUUUGGCAUUGCCAAAGCCAUAAUGAGCGAUACAACAAAUAUUCAAAGGGAUUCACAGGUAGGCACUCUGAGCUACAUGUCUCCUGAGGCAUUCUUGUGCAAUGAGAGUGAUGCAAAUGGAAACACAAUCAAGUGUGGUCGGCCUUCAGAUAUUUGGUCUCUUGGCUGUAUACUUUAUCAAAUGGUAUAUGGGAGGACCCCAUUUGCAGAGUACAAGACUUUCUGGGCAAAGUUCAAAGUUAUAACAGACCCAAACCAUGAAAUAACUUAUGGUCCAGUUUCAAAUCCAUGGCUUCUUGAUCUUAUGAAAAAAUGUCUUGCCUGGGAUCGAAAUGAAAGAUGGAGAAUUCCUGAACUACUCAAACACCCUUUUCUCGUUCCCCCAGUCCCUCACCAGUCAUCCUUGCCUCAAGAGCAAGGCUUUAUGCUGCUUCAACUCGUUGCAGAUGCUUGUGCUAAUAACCAGGAAGCCUCUAAGCUCUGUCGUGAGCUCCAACAACUACUUAGAGACCCAGUCACUACUGUAACAUCUCAGUCAUUAUUAACAUCGAGAGACCAACAAUGUAAGUUGCUCUCACAAAUAUGUAAACUUUCCUUACAAUUGAGGGAGUGUUUGUCAAAGCUGGAAAUAGAGAAAUAGAUUCAUUUUCAGAUGUAAAAAUGUGUUCAAGUGUGAAGAUCCUUUUUGCUCGAAUGGAAUUGUGGAAAUUCUUCUAUGCUAUUCCAUCUGUUUGUAAUAUGUAAUCAUGCCUGUUGUGUUAUUGUGUUGGAAUAGAACAGGAAUUAUGCUAA